Messenger RNA from Juglans regia (Persian walnut), 651 nucleotides. RefSeq lists its product as uncharacterized. Bases 26 to 580 code for a protein of 184 amino acids. The record is from RefSeq and is a predicted model, not a curated record. NCBI's taxonomy places the organism in Eukaryota, Viridiplantae, Streptophyta, Magnoliopsida, Fagales, Juglandaceae. The transcript has 4 exons.
GUGAUCAUUGCUGAACCUGGCCACCAUGCCUUCUCUUGUUCUCCUCAUUCUCCUAUCAUGUCUUACUCUGCAUGCAUGUGAUGCCCGCCGUCUACGGCUUUCUGAUAAGGCCGGGGAUGGAAAACAAAUUUACCAUUUCAGCAAGUAUGCAGAAAAAUCAAAGGCUUUUGAGACAUCAAUCACAUCAAGUUUGAGGCCUCCCGCCUUGGAGGAGUGCAUAUCACAACAACAAGAAGUCAAAACUAGUGGACGUAACAACAAUCAUGUCCACAGUACUCGGGGUGGCGUUCACAAGCAGAUCAAUGAUCCAAAUGCUCUUUAUAAGAAACAAGACCCGACAAAUGGAGCUACUUCAGGAAAUGAGAAUACUAAAGCACCAACAUCUUUCCAAAAAGAUUUGCAACUGGCGAGAAAUAUAAAGGGAUUGAAGAGGAACGUGCGGUCACUGGAGGGAUCUGUGCAACAUGAUUCUAUAGAAACAGCAGAUGUUCAGGAAAAUGAUCAGGCUGUGGAAGACAUUGUAGUGAUGGAUUAUGCGCAACCCCAUCGGAAACCACCCAUUCAUAAUGAAAAGCCCUAGACUCAGACAUUUUCCUUUUUGAAUCCAGAUUUCCUAUAAUUUUCUGCCCCAAAUAUCUUUUAUAAUUUGGA